AUGCAACUGGCCCUUGAGAAGAAAAUCCGCAAAUUCCUCCAGGGUCCCCGCAAGGGGGAGACCUUUGAAUUACGCAAUGGGCUUGUAUCUCAAUAUCGACACGAACGGAAGGAUGCCAUUCAGCGGGUAAUCCAGGCGAUGACUGUGGGCAAAGAUGUGUCUAGCCUCUUUCCCGACGUACUCAAAAAUAUCGCCACCUAUGAUAUUGAGCAAAAGAAGUUGGUUUACUUGUACCUCAUGAACUACUCGAAGACACACCCCGAGUUAUGCAUUUUGGCGGUGAACACGUUCGUGCAAGAUACUGAGGAUCCCAAUCCUCUUAUCAGGGCACUUGCCAUUCGAACCAUGGGUUGCAUUCGUGUCCAAAAGAUGGUUGAUUACAUGGAGAUUCCCCUUCUGAGGACGUUGAAGGACGACAAUCCGUAUGUUCGCAAGACAGCGGCACUUUGCGUAGCCAAAUUGUUUGAUUUGAAUCCUGAUAUGUGCGUUGAAUAUGGAUUCUUGGCAAGGUUGCAGGAAUUGGUUAAUGACACUAACCCCAUGGUUGUCGCCAAUGCUCUCAACGCCUUGUACGAAAUCCGCGAGAUGAACACGGACGAAAGCCUCGAGGUUAUCACAGUUUCAAGCGAAAUGGCGAAGAAUUUACUCACAUGCCUUAACGAAUGUACUGAAUGGGGAAGAAUUACAAUCUUGUCACUGUUAACUGAAUACGUGCCUGCUGAAGUGGAGGAGGCCCAACAUAUAAUUGAGCGCAUAAUACCGCAAUUGCAACACGUCAACCCUGCGGUGGUGUUGUCGCUGAUCAAAGCGAUUAUCGCUCAUUUGGACUAUAUUGCUGAUGGAGAGACGAAACAAGGUAUUUUACGUAAGCUUCUGGCUCCCCUUGUUUCGCUUGUACUGAGUCUGAUUCCUGAGGCUCAAUACGUUGGACUCAAAAACAUCCGCAUUAUUUUAGAGAGGUAUCCCCUGGUUCUUUCCAAAGAAUUACGCGUAUUCUUUAUAAAGUACUCCGAUCCAUUAUAUCUCAAACUUGAAAAGCUUGAUAUUAUGGUGCGUCUCGCUAAUGAUGGCAAUGCUGCUCUACUUUUGGGUGAACUCAAAGAGUAUGCGAUGGAAUUCGAGCCGUCUUUAGUAUCAAGAGCUAUCAAGCUGAUUGGGACUGUGGCAAUCAAAUUAUCUCUGGCUACAGUCAAAGCUAUAAAUUUGCUUAUCUUCCUUCUUGACCAGAGGGGCGGUGAGUUGGUAAUCAACGAAACUGUGGCUGUUUUGGCUAACAUUCUUCGUCGAUACCCCAACAAGAAUGACCUCUUAACGCUUGUGAUCCCGGUGAUUGCUAAUAACGUCGAGGUAUUGGACAAGAACGAUGCAUUAAUCGGAUACGUUUUCCUCGUGGGCAGCUACCCGAAGUACUUUUCAGGACUCUCCGAAAAGUUGGAUCACUUUAUUGAAACCUUUAUGGAGUCUGAUCCACUGCUUCAAUUAGCAAUCAUUACAGCUAUUGUCAAAAUCAACAUGACCAUUAGCGGUACUUAUUCGCUGCAGUUACAACGUGUCUUAGAGCUUGCCACGCAAGAGUGUGAAAAUGCCGAUGUUCGGGACCAGGCCUACAUGUAUUGGCGAUUGUUGUCACUGGAGUCACUUCAAUCUCAGCAAAAAAUUAUUUUGGCACCAUUACCGCCAAUCGAAGACACAAUCCCCAUGUUCAAUCCAAUUGUUUUGAAUGACUUACUCCAUGAGUUGUCAACUAUUGCCCUGGUUUACCAGAAGCCAUCUCUGACAUUUGUCGAAAAUGGUGACAAGUUGGUCACUAAGAAGGCCAAGCAAAACAUCGAAGAUCUCAAGAACUUGGCCAAAACGGAAAUCAUUAACAACGUUAAAAACGAGAAUUUACUCGAUCUCGAUGAUGACGUUGAUAGUGAGGCCUUAGCAAGCCAAAGCGGAGGGUCGUCGACGUUGUUGGCUGAGCUCAAUGAUUUAUUCAAUACCCCACCCCCCAUGCAAGGCGGACCUCAGAAGACAGAGGCGGUUCAGCUGUCUCAACAUUCGCAAACAACGCAGGAUAUAUUGAAUUUGUUUGAUUAG
This is a messenger RNA of Diutina rugosa, 2082 nucleotides long. RefSeq names its product Apl2p (gene APL2). The transcript has a single exon. The record is from RefSeq and is a predicted model, not a curated record. Gene Ontology annotation, biological process: vesicle-mediated transport; intracellular protein transport. The coding region runs from base 1 to 2082 and encodes 693 amino acids. Lineage: Eukaryota; Fungi; Ascomycota; Pichiomycetes; Serinales; Debaryomycetaceae. Gene Ontology annotation, molecular function: clathrin binding. Gene Ontology annotation, cellular component: membrane coat.